This is a messenger RNA of Pantherophis guttatus, 1487 nucleotides long. RefSeq names its product pyrroline-5-carboxylate reductase 3 (gene PYCR3). Gene Ontology annotation, molecular function: pyrroline-5-carboxylate reductase activity. NCBI's taxonomy places the organism in Eukaryota, Metazoa, Chordata, Lepidosauria, Squamata, Colubridae. The record is from RefSeq and is a predicted model, not a curated record. Gene Ontology annotation, biological process: L-proline biosynthetic process.
AAGAGCCAUGGAGCCUCUGCGGGAGCUGCGCGUGGGGUUCAUCGGGGCGGGGCGCAUGGCGAGCGCCGUGGCCCGGGCGAUGCUGCUGGCAGGAUCGACUGUCCUGCAGCGUCCUGAAGUCUUAUCCUUGCGAGACAAUCCGGAAGGACGCGGAAGCCGCUGGCACCCCAAAUUGGUGGGAAUUCAAGCGGAAGCCACGAAGAGAGGCCUCCCCGGCUCGUGUCCCGAUAGAAUGCAUCCCACCAGACAGAGAAGGCUAUUUGAGUUCCAGAGACACCUUGGAAGCCAGGCUAAAGCCGAACCCGCGGAUAGGUUUAAUCCGAGAGAUGGUUCACCCUCGCGGUCUGGAGUGCCCUGGCCCAAAACGGAAUAUUGGAGCUCAGAUGGAGAAGUCCAAGCAGUCAAUAUCCUGGCCAGUGCUCCAUCCAGCAGGAAUCUGGACAAAUUCCAGGGCUUCGCUUGCCGGACAACCCAUCGCAACUUGGAGGUGCUGGAGAAGUGCUCCUUCGUAUUCCUGGCCACCAAGCCCCACAUCCUCCCGGUCGUUCUGCAGGAGAUCGGCCCCGCGGUCACCAACAGCCACGUCCUCAUUUCCAUGGCCGCUGGAGUCCCCCUCCGGACCCUGGAAGAGCUGCUUCCUGCGGGGACGCGGGUGCUGCGUAUGAUGCCCAACCUUCCCUGCGAGGUGCGGUCGGGGGCUGUCCUGCUCUCUCGAGGGUCCUCCGUGGGGGAAGAGGAGGUCUCGCUGCUGAAGAACCUGCUGGCCUCGUGCGGCUUGUGCGAAGAGGCCCCCGAGUCCUACAUCGACAUCCACACGGCGCUGAGUGGCAGCGGCGUGGCUUACGCCUACAUGUUCGCGGAAGCCCUGGCGGAAGGUGCAGUGAAGAUGGGAAUGCCCGGCCAGCUGGCCAACAAGAUUGCAGCUCAAACUUUGCUGGGAGCAGCCAAAAUGUUGCUGGAAACCGGGGACCACCCUGCUGUUCUUAGGAGUGCCGUUUGCACCCCAGGUGGCACCACCAUCCACGCCUUGCACGAGUUGGAAAAGGGGUCCCUGCGAGCUACGGUCAUGAACGCCGUGGAAGCGGCCACAAGCCGGGCUCGUGAGCUGGGCAACAGGUAGCAGGUGUGCGUGGAGGCUCAUGGGUACCACGUUUCUUGUGGAAGAAGGAUGUGGGCCUCCCUCUCGCGCAUCGUGUCCACAUCUGCAGCUGGAGGAGCAGGGGGCCACGGCUUUCCACCCGAAGGAAAUUGCCAGGACUUUGGCAUGGUGGGUGCUCACGGGCAUUUUGCCCAUGGUGAAGACGGUACCCCCUCAUUGUGCAUAUUGUCAUUGACGAAAUUCUGUAAUUCUGCAAUGCAGGAGGAUGUCACCAAACGCAGGCGACAUCGUGCCCACUUCCAGGUACCCGGUUAUUACGACCUGGGUGUGAUCCAUUCCAAACUUUUCCCAUUGGCGGAAUAAACCAUGGUAGCUCCGUUGUUGGCUA